Molecule: messenger RNA, 869 nt
Organism: Mytilus trossulus (common blue mussel)
Lineage: Eukaryota; Metazoa; Mollusca; Bivalvia; Mytilida; Mytilidae
Exons: 6
Coding region: 136-807 (223 amino acids)
Source: RefSeq, a predicted model, not a curated record
ACGCACUACGUAGAUGUACAGUAUAUAUACCUGGUAAUAUUUGUAUCAGUUCUUCAGAGAAGAGGGAACCUACAACGACUAACAUUGAAGUUCCAGUAAAGCUACUUCCUAUUCUUUGAAAUCCUCGUCGCAAACAUGAGGCUGUACAUCACGUUAUGCUUGGUGAUUAUUGGUGUGUACGCUGCAGACGCUCAACUACAUACAAGCGUUCCUAUUUCUAAUCAGAGAUGCAUCCAACCAAGAGAGUAUUCUGAACCAGCAUUGGUUCAAGUGAGCUCGAGACAGUCUGGCGUAUAUCCAGCCGCUGCUAUUAGAAGUGCUAUAAGUAGGUCAUCCAGCACAAUUAGAGUUCAGCUACAAAAGGAAGUAACUCUUGCAAGUAGUGUUUAUGAGAGAUACACCACCAGAACUGCUGAUGUUAAGCCUGCUUCCCUUGCAAAGUCAUCUGUUAACUCCCUUACAGCAUUCAGUUUCUGGAGUGAUACGUGCCCAUCAUAUAGUAGGUACUAUUACUUUCCGAGAUGGGCCUUUUGGUACAAUCAUCGAAUGUGCUGGGUGUUAUCUAAUUGGCAUCAUUACCGUGUUAGAUAUAAUACCUGCAGAAGUAGGAGUUGCUCAGGAGUCUAUACAUUUUACCCGUGGAUCACAGCCUGCAGACAAUCUACAUAUAAGACAUACUUUUAUUAUAUCUAUUGUCAUCACUAUGGUUUGGUUCGAAGAUAUGUAAGAUUGCCGCAAUGUUGCUCAUGUAUGAGACUGCUUUGCCGCCCUUGGAUCCACCACCAAACACAACCUUUAGCAGGAUAAAAUUCUGCUGGUGUAUAUCAACCACAUAACUAUGUGAUUGAAUUAAUAAAAUCAUAAAAUUU